CGGGCCGGGCGUGGCGCGGCACUACAGGACCCGGCAGAGCGGGCCGGGCGCGGAGCGGCACAGCGCAGCGGGGAGCGGCAGCGCAGAGCUCCGCAGAGCACAGCAGAGCGGGACUCAGCCGAGCAGAGCCGAGCGAUGUCGGGCGACCAGUCGCGCAGCCUGGGCAGGGGCAGCGCCGCGCCGGGGCCCGUGCCCGAGGGGCUGCUCCGCCUCUACAGCAUGCGCUUCUGCCCCUUCGCCCAGCGCACGCGCCUCGUCCUCCGCGCCAAGGGCAUCAGCCAUGAAGUAAUCAACAUCAAUCUGAAGAAUAAACCUGACUGGUUCUUUGAGAAGAACCCCUUUGGGCUGGUUCCUGUGCUGGAGACCAACAAGGGCCAGCUGAUCUGCGAGUCCCCAAUCACUUGCGAAUAUUUGGAUGAAGCAUUUCCGGGGAAGAAGCUGAUGCCUUCAGACCCAUAUGAGCGAGCUGUUCAGAAGAUGCUCUUGGAACAGUUCUCAAAGAUACCAUCUCUGGUUUUCAAGCAUUAUGUGGCAGUCAAAGAUGGACAGGACAGCACCGCGCUGAAAGCAGAGAUUGUUGAAAAGUUUGGCAAACUUGAAGAGGUUCUGUCCAAACGCAGCACUGUGUUUUAUGGUGGGGACUCAAUCUCCAUGUUUGACUACAUGAUCUGGCCGUGGUUUGAACGUCUGGAAGCAUUCCAUCUGAAGGACUCUUUGAGUCACACUCCAAAGCUCCAACGGUGGAUGGAGGCCAUGAAGAAGGAUCCUGCUGUCAAGGCCACGAUGACUGACCCACAGAUAUACAAAGAUUACCUCGAGCUCUAUGUGAAGAACAGCCCUGAGGCAUGCGAUUAUGGGCUCUGAGGCGCCAACAGGCCUGUGCUUGCUGAAGUGUCAGUGCUUGUUUGAGCAUGAGCUGUGGAGAUCUAGUGUAACUUGGUGUGGACUCUUCUGUAGUUGCAUUUCAUAAUGGGGAAUAAAUCUGUGUCGAAAAGGCUGGGAAACCUUCUUUGAACUCCUUCCUGUCAGGUGGAGGGUGUGCUGCCUUUGUGCAGGAGAUCGAAAGUCAUUGCUGGCCAUGGAUAUUGUGAAGAAAAAUGAUGUUCUGUUAUCUCUGGCCUUUUUUCAGACACUGCUGGCUGGCAGUCCCUGAACUGCCCCUGUUACUUGGUUUAAGAAGUUGUAAUACUGGCAUCUUGAAAAUAAAUAAA
Cuculus canorus (common cuckoo) is the source of this 1211-nucleotide messenger RNA. RefSeq names its product glutathione S-transferase omega 1 (gene GSTO1). Gene Ontology annotation, biological process: glutathione metabolic process. The record is from RefSeq and is a predicted model, not a curated record. NCBI's taxonomy places the organism in Eukaryota, Metazoa, Chordata, Aves, Cuculiformes, Cuculidae. Gene Ontology annotation, cellular component: cytoplasm. Bases 136 to 864 code for a protein of 242 amino acids. The transcript has 6 exons. Gene Ontology annotation, molecular function: glutathione dehydrogenase (ascorbate) activity; glutathione transferase activity.